Emiliania huxleyi CCMP1516 is the source of this 2864-nucleotide messenger RNA. RefSeq lists its product as hypothetical. The record is from RefSeq and is a predicted model, not a curated record. Bases 1 to 2748 code for a protein of 915 amino acids. The transcript is spliced from 9 exons. Lineage: Eukaryota; Haptophyta; Isochrysidales; Noelaerhabdaceae.
AUGCCGCCAGACCUCGACGAGCCACUCUCAACCGCCCUCUCGGCGCUCCGGCUCGAGGCGCUCGCGGGUCCUCUCUCCGCCGCCGGGCUGUGCAGCCUCGAGACGCUCGAGUCAGACGUCCUCGCGUCCCGCACGCACUUCCUGGCGCGGCUAAAGGAGGCGCAGGUCGGCACCAUCCCGCAGCGCCAGGCGCUGGCCAACGGCCUGCUGCGUCGACGGCGCGACGGCGACGCGCCCGUCUGGCUGCGGCCCAGCGACCGCCACCUCCAGCUCUCGGCGUGGCACUGGCAGAGCUACGCGGACGCCAGCCGGCCGGCGGCGGCGGCAUCGGCGCCCGGCGCCUACCUGCGCGCGCGCUGGCGGGCGGCCGAUGGACCCGCCGCGCCCGCGCUGGCCGUGUCGUCGCGCGCCGGAGAGCCGCUGCCAAUGGUGCUGACUGUGCGGUACGCUGGCUGCGCUCCCACUCGUCUCCGGCCGGUGGCGGACGCGGCGGGCCUCGUGGCGCUGCCGGCGCCACCAGCCGAGGAGGUGCACGUCUACGAGCUGACGGCGCUGCGCCUGCUCGCGUUUGGCGACUCCAUCACCGAGGGCGUGCUGUGCCGCACGCGCAGCAAGUCGGACGAGGGCGGCGACCUCGGCUGCAACUCGGUCAGCUCCGCGUGGGCGUGGCUGCUCGCCCAGUCGCUCGGCGCCGACGCCACGGUCGUCUCGUUUGGGCGCUGGACGGUGGCUGGCAACGGCGGCGCGCCCGCCUUUUGCGAGUCGUGGCGCUCCCUCUGCGCGGGCGCGGCGCGCUUUGGCGGCGCGGCGGGCGGCGCGGCGUCGGAGAGCGGCGCUGCGUCGGAGGGCGUGCCCGACCUCGUCCUCGUCAACCAGGGCACCAACGACGCGCUGUGCGGCGCCGCGGACGACGCCGUCCGCGCCGCGGCUCACGCGUGGCUGUGGGGCGCGCGCGCGGCGCUCGGCGCCACGCCGCUGCUGGCGCUCGUUCUCCCGUUCGGCGGCUUCUGCGCGGCCCCGCUGCGGGCGGCGUUUGCCGACUACCAGCGCGGGGCGGAGUGGCUGCGCGCCGUCGCGGCCGCGGCCGACGCCGCCGGGCCGACGGACGGCGGCGACGAGCUGAGCGGCGCGUCGGAGCGAUCGCUCGACUCGAACACGUCGACCGACACGGCGUGCGAGUCGACCGACACGAACGCGACCGAGGAGUGCCGCCGCUUCGCCGUGAGCCCGCCGCGCGACGAGCGCUGCUUGCUGCUCGACCUCGGCCGCGAGGCGCAUUCGUGCAUUCACCCAAGCGGGAGCAAGCACCGCCGGUUGGCCGCCCUCGCAGAGGCGGCCCUCCGCGCAGCGCCGCCUCUGACGCCGCCGACGCCGCGGGUCCGGCCGCCGCGCCGCGCCGCCCACGCCGUCCGCGUGUUUGGCGACUCGAACUUGCACGCGCUGAUCGACGCAGAGGGAGCCGGGUACACCUGCCUCGUGCACGUCUUCCUCGCCGGGUCGGCGAUGGGACUCGCCCGGGAGGACUCGCACUCGGGCUACCGCGCCGCCCUGCUCGACGACCUGCGGCGCGUCCCGCGCGGCGACAGCGUCGUGCUCAAGUUUGGGCAGGUGGAUUGCGACUUUGUGUACUACCUCAAGCUCGUCCACGACGCAUCGCUGACCUUUGAGGCGCACCUCGCGCGCUCGGUCGAGCGCUACUUUGCAUUCAUCGACGGCGCGCUGGCGGCGGGCCACUUGCGGCACGAGGAGCGACAGCGCCUGAGGCGCCCCGUUCUCCGAGAUCCCCUCUCCCCCGCCUCCCGACCGCCGCCCUACGUUGGUGCGCGUCAGGACCUGUACAUCGCCACGCCCUUCCCGACGGGCGUGGUGGACGCCCACUUGCGGGAGGCGCUCUGCUCGCUGCCGCUCAUGGCAAAGGCGGAGCGAGAGGCGUUCCGCAGAGCGCUCGACGACCACCUCUUCCUCCCCACCGAGGCUGAGCGCGUCGCCCACGGGCGCGCCUACUCCGCCGCGCUCGCCGCCGCCGCGCGCGCGCGCGGCCUGCCGCUCAUCGACACGUUCAGCCCGCUGCUCGGCGCCGACGGCCUCUGCCGCGUGAAGUGCGUCGGCGCCAACCACCACCUGCCGCCAGCCGCGGAGCCGUUUGCCGCCGCGGCGCUCGCGCGCCACUGUCUCGGCCGGAGCGAUGGCGACGCGGAGCCGCCUCCGGGGGACCCUGCCGGCGCUCUCGCCGACCCCGCCGGGGGGGGCGAGGCGGUGUCGCCGGCGGGCGGCUUGCAGGAAUCGGAGCCGGGGGGCGGCGGCGCGGCCGCCGGCGACGCCGCGACGCGGGCGGGGGAGGCGGAGGGGGAGGGCGGCCACGACAGGUCGGCGCCGGCGCCAGAGGCUGCUGGCACGGCGGGGGAUGGGCUCUCCGCGGUCGCGGUGCUCGUGCGCGGCCGCUUCUCCGAGCACCGCGCCGAGAGGAGGUACGCGUGGGCCGUGGAGUCGACGGAGGCUACGGCGCCGGCGCGGCUCCAGCGCGCGAUCGACUCGAGCGAGGGCGAGGCGGCGGGCGCGGCGGUCGCCAAGACGGGAGAGGCGGACGCGGCCACGGCCGCGGCGAUGGAGAGGCUGCGGCGGUCGGUGGGCGUCGAGGCGCCGCCCCGCGUGCGAGGGCUGACGGUGCCGCAGCUGAUGCGGACGCCCGUCGCGGGCGCACUCGUGGCGGCAGCGAGGCAGGCGCAGGAAGCGAGAGGGGAGGGAUGAGCAUUGGCCCGCUCAGGAGGACAGGACUGAUAAUACGGCUUUGCCCCGCGCGCCCCUUCCAGCGCCCAGGAGGUGCAGGGCCAGGGGAGGGGAGUCAAAAAUGCACUCUGUGUGUC